CCGUCUACGCUUUCUCAGCCACAGCAACAAUGCUAUUUCUACAACAGCAAAGACGUCCAUACUCCUCGAAGGCUGCCUUGACUGUCAGUCCCACAGAAAUGGCAGUGGCAGUGGACUCAGCCAGGUGGCUCCUGAGAGAUGUAUUGCUAAAACUCAGGAGAGUGGAAGAAGCACUGUCCUUGGUGGGCAUCCUUUACCUUGGGAAGAUCUCUGCAGCAGCAGCAUGGGAUCUCUUGAUAGGUGUGAGAACUCAUAUCUGGCCCAAGUUGUUCAAGAGAAACUUAACAAAGGAGUAUGGAACAUGGGCAGUGAUUGCUGGCGCAGAAGAUGGAAUGGGGAGAGGCUAUGCUGAUGUACUGGCUGGGAAGGGCAUGAAUGUCCUCCUGGUAUCAGUGACAUAUGCAGACUUGGAGGACUUCGCCCAUGAAAUCAGAAACAAAUACAAUGUACAAGUGGAAGUUAUGGAUGUCAGCAUAUGUAUUGGUGAACUCAACUGUGAUUACAUCAGACGGAGGUUUGCUGGCAAGGAAAUUGGGAUUUUGGUCAAUAAUAUAACAGGAAUGAACUCUGACACAGCCAUAAUCUGUGGGACAGCACAGCCAGACCUGUGGCGACCAUUGGGUGUGGGAGUCGCCUAUGUGCCAGCCAUCACAGGCCUGGUGCUGCCAGCAAUGAUGGGACAACACAAAGGUGCUGUGGUUAAUGUAUGCUCCCCCACAGCAACUUUAAGUCUGUCAAGGUUUCAUGUCUACACAGCAGCAAAGUCUGUUAGGGCUGAGACGGUGCCUCCUGAUGAAGGACUUUUGGAUUUGGCAUUUUUGGGAACCGUUACCCCGAGUGGAUGCCCUUCCUACCCUCGGACCGUAGCCAGGAUUCGAACCCGUGCACCUGAUGACCACUUGGCCCCCAAAGCGUGCGCGGUUCCACUGUACCACGGCGGCUCCCGGAUGGUUUUCCUUACCAGUUAUUCUGAAGUUCUGCGCCAUUCACUCCAAUCCCAUGGCAUAGUAGUGCAAACUGUGCUGCCUGCUGAAAUCCCUCAUAAAGUGACUCACUAUACUGGGAUGUCAGUUCUUCAUGGUGUCUUCAAAUUUGUCACCCCUCAUCAGUCUGUGUUUGCAGCACAUGCUCUUUCAACCUUAGGGUAUGCCCAUAUCACAUCUGGAUACUGGCUGUAUGGAGUUUUGGCAUGGGUGAUGGAGUGCUCGCCUUUGUGGCUGGCAGCAAGCUUCUUUAUCACCAGAUUAUCUGUAUGAAACAUACAUAGCAAUGAUGAAGUAUGCAGCAAGAGACCACUUCUAAAGGCAGACAACAGUUUGAAUGAGACAGCUGCACAGGCAAGCCACCCUUGCGUUACUUACCUCUCCCUUUGCCUCUGCCUCAUCAUAUGAACUAGCCAAACCAUUUAAUGCGAUAUUGCUAGCAGCAUUCAACAAUAAAAAAAAGACAUUAAUUUAAUAUCCAGACAAGUGAAAAGUAUUAAAUGACAAAGAUAAUUUUAAUUUUGAAUUGUACCAGUAACUCUUGUAGCUGAAUCUUACCUACAGAAUAUGGGCACAUCAGAAUGCUUCAUAGGUACUCUAUUGUAAGUUAUGUAUUUUUAAUCAUUCCAAUCACAUGAGUACAUCACUUAUAGAUAUUCAUAGAAGAUAAAUGAUAGGCCAGAGAAACAGAGAGAGGGUGAGAGAUUGAGGCAUCUGAAAUAACCACCACAUAUUACAGUGAAUCAGAAACAGUGUAAUGCUGUAGGUUAUAUUAUAUGCUUAGACCUGUGUGUUUGUAAAGUUUGGUAUUUAAAAUAUCACAGAUGG
Molecule: messenger RNA, 1811 nt
Organism: Scylla paramamosain (green mud crab)
Lineage: Eukaryota; Metazoa; Arthropoda; Malacostraca; Decapoda; Portunidae
Product: inactive hydroxysteroid dehydrogenase-like protein 1
Exons: 10
Coding region: 30-1256 (408 amino acids)
Molecular function (GO): oxidoreductase activity
Source: RefSeq, a predicted model, not a curated record